Molecule: messenger RNA, 1563 nt
Organism: Caenorhabditis elegans
Lineage: Eukaryota; Metazoa; Nematoda; Chromadorea; Rhabditida; Rhabditidae
Gene: pdp-1
Product: PPM-type phosphatase domain-containing protein
Exons: 5
Coding region: 18-1373 (451 amino acids)
Molecular function (GO): metal ion binding; cation binding; protein serine/threonine phosphatase activity
Source: RefSeq, marked reviewed
AAGUGGAUCCAUAUGUAAUGCUGAAAAGGAAAGUUAUAACCGAGUUCCGCCGGCACAACAGGAGCUCACGAUGGAAUGCUGAUGCUCAUUUGAGGGCUCACGAACGAUCCGCAAAUGUAGAAGACGAUGCAAUUAUGCGGGUUGAUACAUGUCAACUAGCCGCAAAUAAUCCAAUCGAAGAUUUUUAUUCUGCUGCUAAAUGUUUAUCCAGUCGCGCCUUCUUGUUCGGAGUUUUUGAUGGUCACGGAGGACAACAAUGCAGUCGACAUAUUUCCACAAAUCUCUACCCGUACCUUUGUGCUUCAGUGCUUAAAAAGCACGAAGUUGUCGACUACCCGUCGGAUCAACGACUCGAAUGGCUCUUCAGCAGCUCCGAUGGUCAUUUACCGAACGCUUUCAAAGGUCGCGAGACACAACAUAUCGCAGAAUAUCACAAACAGUUCAAAAAGAAUGCGAAUGCGUACACGGGAACUGUCCGCGAGGCUUUGAAACUUGCAUUCGAGACGUGUGACAAGGAUCUUGCUGAGAAUGCGUUACCAAGUGCAAAAGGAGUUAUAGAUCGGCACGCGGCGAUGGUCGCAGCAUCGGGAUCCUGCUGUACAUUGGCUCAUAUUCGAUCUCGACAUUUACACGUGGCAAAUCUCGGCGACGCGGCUGCAGUUCUCGGAGUUGUGAAUCCGAAUGGAAGUGUGACAGCGAGGCAGUUAUCAAGGGCACAUUGUGUUGAUAAUGCUGAUGAGGUUCAUCGGAUUCGAAUCGCACAUCCUGCAUCAGAAUCUCAAACUGUUUUACGAGGCGGUCGAUUAUUGGGAGAACUUUUUCCGCUUCGAGCAUUUGGAGAUGUUCGGUAUAAAUGGCCACUGGAUCUUCAGAAGGUUGUCCUCGAACCCCUAGGUCAUCCACCUCCCCAACAUCUCUUCACUCCACCUUAUCUAUCAACAUCUCCCGAAGUUUUUUAUCACAAAUUAACGCCAAAUGAUAGGUUCCUGGUGUUAGCCACUGAUGGAUUAUGGGAGUGGCUGGAUCCUGAUACAGUAGUUCGUUUAGUACAUGAUCACACCCUCGGAACGAUUACACAGCAACCAUACGUGCCAAAGUCUGGAACAUCACUUCGACAAGUUCGUGAACAGCUGAAAGAUCGAGCAAGAGGUGAACAGAAGACGAAGAAGCCGAUCGAUGAGAACUGUGCGACACACAUCAUUCGUCAUGCGUUAGGAGGUGUUAGUGGAGGAGCGACAAAACAAUAUGAGAGGCUUAUUGAUAUUCUACAGGUCCCUCCCGGCCGAGCACGUAACUAUCGUGACGACAUCACUGUUAUUGUGAUCCAUUUCAAUGAAACCUUCCUCGACGGUCACGAAGACGAUGAAGAAUAACUCUUAAAAUUAAUGCCAUGCACACAUUUUUAUAGUCUUUACUGGUAUUAUCCCUAUUUUAAUUUUUGUAAUCUCCCCUCUGUAGAGACGACGACUUUAUGCCAAAGAGUCUCCCCGGUCUUUGUCUAGGUAUCUUUUCUUGUAUAUAAUAGUUGCAUUUAUUGUUAAUUGGUGCUCAAGAUCAAUGAUU